AUGGAGUUUGUGCAGAUUCGAACAGAGGAUGAGGACGAGGAUGAUGAUGCAGUGACUCAGUACAUGAUUGAACAAAGUCUGCUGGAGAGCAACAAACAGAAAGAAACCCACAGAGACUCCACGACACGAGACAACACGAGCUCCAAGCCUGAGGCUGCAGGCGGCAGCGCGAUCUUCACUGCUAUAAGACAAGGUAACGAGAAGCUCCUGAAGGAUCUGAGCGUCCGACAGAAAGAUAAGUUUUCACAGACAGACAGCCGAGGUUGGACUCCUCUCCACGAAGCAGCAGCUCAGAGUAACCACACUAUCCUGGAGCUCACGUUCAAAGUUUCAGGCCGAGACUCCAUGGAGAGUCGUACUCUGCGUGGUCAGACUCCUCUCUACGUGGCAGUGGAAGCAGGUAUGGUGGAAAACGCCUCCUUCCUCCUCCAACACGGAGCCAAGCCGGACAGCGAGGACCAAGACCAGGACUCUCCGCUGCUUGUAGCAAUCCGCUCAGAGCGCACUGACCUGAUCAAGCUGCUGCUCCAUCAGGGCUCCAGGGUGAACCAGCAGGGCUGCUACGGCCGCCGCCCCCUCCAUGAGGCCGCACGGCUGGGCAAAGCGGAGCUGGUGACUCUGCUGCUGGAUGCCGGAGCGCAGCCGGACCCUGCCAGCCACUACGGCCUCACGCCGCUCGCUCUGGCCGCUCAGGCAGGACAUGUGGAGGUGGUGGAGACUCUGCUGAGGAGAGGAGCAGACGUCCUGUCCCAGGCGCAGGACGAGGCCUCCAUCUUGUACGAGGCGUCUUUGACUGGAGAUCCAGCUCUCAUCAGUCUGUUGCUGGAAUUUGGCGCUGACGCUAAUGUGGCCAAACUCACAGGACACAUGCCGAUCCACCGCGUCGCACAAAGAGGGCACCUGCAAGCUCUGAAGCUGCUGAUUCCUGUCACUUCUAAGGAAGAAGUAAACGACAGCGGGAUGAGUCCUCUACACUCUGCUGCUGCAGGAGGACACACAGACUGCAUCAAGACCUUGCUGGAUGCAGGUUAUGACCCAAACUACAUGCUCCUUUCCUGGGUUCGCCGUAACUAUGACGACGAGAGGAAGUCAGCGCUCUUCUUUGCUGUCUUGAAUAACGACGUGCCGUCAACCAAACUGCUGCUGGAGGCCGGGGCGAUGCCCAACCAAGACCCAGUCAAAUGUUUGCAGAUUGCUCUGCGUGUGGGCAACUAUGAGAUGAUCGACCUGUUGCUGAGGUUUGGAGCCAACGUCAACUAUUACUGCAAAGUAAACACAACCCACUUCCCCUCAGCCAUGCAGUACGCUUUUAAGGACGAGGUGAUUCUCAGGAUGCUGUGUAAAUAUGGUUAUGAUGUGGGGCGCUGUUUUGACUGUCCCUAUGGCAGCGGCUCCCACAUCCCUGAAGACUAUGAAGGAUGGAGCAACUCUGUGAUCAAAGACACCAUGUUCUGUGAGGUGAUCACCGUCUCGUGGCUGACGCACCUCUCAGGUGAGAUGGUCCGCAUCCUGUUUGACUACCUGGAUCACGUGACCAUGUGCUCCAAGCUGAAGGCGGCUGUGAUGGAGCAGAAGCAGUGGCCUGAGAUCUGCAGGCUGCAGGAAAACGCCCGCAGUCUGAAGCAUCUCUGUCGUCUGAAGAUCCGUCGUUGUCUCGGUCGCCUCCGUCUGAGAUCUGCUGUCUUCAUGAGCUUCCUGCCGUUGCCGGAGCGAUUGAAGGAUUACAUCCGGUACCGGGAGUACGACCUGUACAACCGGCAGAGCAGCACCCCGGGGUGACGGAUUCAAUUCAGAGACAGUUACAUAUGAACAUAUAAAAAAUCAAAAUUACACUUAAAGUCACUUUUUUUCUGCUUGUUAACUUAUUUUCCGCACCUUACACCUAUUUAAUAGUUUUUAAUGUAUUUUUUUAUUAAAAAAAAAGUUUUCCCCUCUCGAAAGACAGUGUGUUAUAAUUGUGUAUGGAGUCAUAUGAGUGCCAUAAAAAAUAUAAAUCUGUAAAAGAAUAAGACAUUCAUUUUGAAUUAAGAAGAUAAUAAUUUUGAUUUAAAAAAAAAAAUCAAAAUUAAAAUGUGGAAAUAUAAAGAGAAAUAAAAGAAUAAAUAAAUUAGGUAAUAAAAAGACAAAAUUAAAAACAGAAUUGUGAGCAUUUUCAUUUAUUUUCACUUUUUUCUUCUUUUAUUAUUAUAUAUAUUUCUUUAUAUGUUUAAAAAAAAUUACUUUUUGCAUAUAAAUUGCUUUAUUUUUUUCUGUAGGCCUUUACUUUCUGUAGUUUAUUUGAUUUCGUGUUAUAUUUAUUUAUUUUUAUCACUAUUAUUUAUUUUCUCCAUUGCUUUUACUUUUUUUGUAGUGCUUUCCCUAUUUUUUCUUUUUUACCUAUUUAUUUUUUUAAAUUGAUUUAUUUAUUGUUUUAUUUAUUUCUCUUUAUAUUUCCACAGUUAAAUAUUUUAUUUACUCUUUUAUUUAUUCCUCCUUUUAUUUCCAGAUUCAUUUUCAUAUUCUUUUACAGAGAGUUUUAAAGUUUAUUGUAUUUUAUUUAUUUAUUUAUUCAUUUUGUGGCACUUCUAUGGCUCCAUAAUUUGUCUAUAUUUUCAUAAAACAUAAAAGCAACCAGUGUCUGAAAGUCAAAUACAGAUUGGGAGUGCACAAUCCAACGUGAAGUCUUGUUUCCAUAAAAUUAUUGAAAAUAGAAAAUAACAGAAUGAUGCCAACAACAAAUAAUUGUCUCAUGUUUGUUGCAGAUAUAAUUUUGUCAGAUCGUCAGUGUUUGUAUUUUAUUAUCACAUUUGACAACACGUGAAUUACAGUUUGUCAAUAUUUCAUAACACUUUGAUGCUGCUGAAAUGAAAUAAAUGAUAAUUUAUUGACCUGUUUGUUGACUGUUAAUAAUGGUGACACUAAGAAUCUGCACAGGCCAGAUAUUUGCAUCUGUUUUAAAGUAAAUAUUGUUUUACCAUCAGGAGAUCUUAACUACCAGCUGCUGAAAAUUUGAAUCCUGUUGAUAUCAGGAAAAAAUCCUCACUUUGUACACAAGAAAAUGUCCAGAUGGUUCAAAACAACACUAAGAUAAUGACAGAGGUGUUUUGUUUCAGGAUGUUGUGGAUUUCUUUCUCCCCCCAGUGGCCAAAAGAGUCAUUUAUAUUCUCCUUUUUAUUUUUCAGAUAACAUUGGCCAGUUUAAAAUCCAUUUUGCACCCCAUGUCAGCGUGGGUUUCCUCCAGGUACUCCAGCUUCCUCCCACAGUCCAAAGACAUGCAGGUUAAUUGGUGACUCUAAAUUGUCCGUAGGUGUGAAUGUGAGUGUGAAUGGUUGUCUGUCUGUAUGUGUCAGUCCUGUGAUAGUCUGGUGACCUGUCCACGGUGUACCCUGCCUCUUGCCCAGUGUCAGCUGGGAUAGGCUCCAGCCCCCCCGUGACCCCUAACAGGAUACGCGGUUACGCAAAAUGAAUGAAUGAAUGAAUGAAUGAAUGAACAGGUGGAAAUGGGCUUCCAUGAUAAAGUGCCCUGGUGGACUGCAGGCUUAAAGGUCAACUCUCAAGUACUUCUACAUAUGGAAUAAAAAGUUGUACAAAGCCUUUUAUGGCUUCAGAGGGAGGUGUGCAAAGUCCGAUAACUUGCCUCAUGUGAUGUCACUUGAGUCAGAGCAAGUUUUAAAUUGAAAAAAACGAAACAAAACAAGGGGGUAUUGAGGCUUAAGGCUCAAGCUGCUACAAGCAUAACACAAACAAAUCUCUGACCCAACUGUCUGUGGUCUAGUUGCAUUCUGGAUAAUGCAGGGCCAGGUUAACACAAUGCUUCGAAUAAACAAAAUAUGUCUGGUUCUGCUGCAUCAGUUUUAAUACUUUUAAAAUAAUUGUCCACCGAGAGUCCAACAAUGUUAUAAGAGUGAAAUUGUUGGAGUUCUCUUUUUGAAACUGACCUCAAACUGUCAGGUUGAGAUCAGCCAGGAGAUCUCUGCUCCAUGUUGCUCAUUUCCUGUCGUCUCUACACUGCUGACUUUCUAAUAAAAACAGCAAUAAAAUACCCUGAAAAUCCUCUAAAAAGAUGCAAUAUCGUGGAAAAUAGUGGACUUUUUUCAUCCAAAUCAUAUAAUGCUUUCUUAAAACUGGUCAAAAUCAUGAUGCUGCAUGAACAUUUGACUUUAGUGGAUGGAAAUUCUAAGAUGUAUUAAAUGAUACCAAGCCAAGAUGUGUCGUUAUUACAACAGAGUCCAAUUCUAAUAUGAAAUAAAAUCCACUGAUUCUGAUUUAUUAUCUAUAAAGAGCAUUGCAUUCCCCACAGGAAAAACUAAUUGUAGGCCUCAAUUAUGACGUACUGUCGCAUAAUUACAAAAAAUCUCAUUAUUACAAGAUAAGAUCUCAGUUAUUUUUCUUUCUGUGAAUGAAAUGCUUCUCCAUAAGUCUCAUAACUUUGACUUGGGUGCUCAUUUUCCUUCUUUGUAAUCUUUCCUUCUGAAAUUACUGCACAACAGUUCCCCAUGUGAUAAAGUUUUGUCUUAAAUCUUUGUGCCUGCUCCUUGCUUCUGUCUCGUCCUCACAGAAAUGGACUUACACAGAGUGAUUUAAGACACAGCCAGUAAGUUCAUGUGACCUUGUUGGGUUUGAAAGCCCUGUGAUACUUUGUUAGGUGCACUCAUACUCCUCUUUAACUGCAUUAACUUUUCAAUAAACGUUUCAGGAACUCAGCAACAUUUUCUCAGGAGGAGCCUGGAUCCAGUUUUACCUCUUGCCCCACAUUAAGUCUGUUUCCUGAUGGUCCAGGAUCAGGAUCAGGGCAGAAUGUGCAGGCCUGCAAACACCAGCUGCCACUUGUCUCGGACUGUAGGAAUGCACCUAAUGAUUAUUUUCAUUACCGAUUAUUCUGUUGCCUAUUUUCUUGCAUAAUCAAUUAAUUGUUUGGUCUAGAAAACGUCAGAGAAUGAUGAAAAAGGCUCAUUGCAGUUUCCCAAAACCUUCGCUGUAGAAAAUAUUCCCACACACU
Epinephelus moara (kelp grouper) is the source of this 4978-nucleotide messenger RNA. Its product is annotated as dynein axonemal heavy chain 12-like. NCBI's taxonomy places the organism in Eukaryota, Metazoa, Chordata, Actinopteri, Perciformes, Serranidae. Gene Ontology annotation, molecular function: protein binding. The transcript is spliced from 12 exons. Gene Ontology annotation, biological process: intracellular signal transduction. The record is from RefSeq and is a predicted model, not a curated record. The coding region runs from base 1 to 1779 and encodes 592 amino acids.